Molecule: messenger RNA, 1782 nt
Organism: Thelazia callipaeda (thelaziosis nematode)
Lineage: Eukaryota; Metazoa; Nematoda; Chromadorea; Rhabditida; Thelaziidae
Source: the annotation of a GenBank genome assembly
AUGACUACAUCCGCUACGGCAAACUGGGCCGAUUUAUGGGAUCAAGUAGACAUUUUGGCUUCUCAUACACAGAAAGGUAUCGAAAAUUUAGAGAAGUAUGGUAUGUUUCUGAAAGAACGAGCAGCUAUUGAAGAUGAAUAUGCAUCAAAAUUAAGGGCACUAGUCAAAAAGAAUUUAGGAAAGAAAAAGGAAGAAGAAGAAGCGGCAAAGACUUAUACAUUUAUUAGUUCGUUCCAUUCCAUGUUACAUGAAAUUGAAAGUCUUGCCGGACAACAUGAGAUAAUUGCGGAAGGUUUUCGUAAAGACAUUCAUCCAGCUUUAUUGACAAAAUGUGCUGCUCUUCGUACUGCACGUAAAAAUCAUUUGAAUGAGCUGCAUAUUAUUAAUGGUGUUCUGAAUGCCUCCAUCGAUAACAUGAUAAAAUUUCAAAAGAAUUACUGCAAAGCGUUCAGAGAUGCUGAAGUAGCUCAUUUGAAGUACGAUAAAGCGGAAAAAAAUAUGGAUUUAUCUCGAGCAGAUUUGGAAAAAGCUAAGAACAAUGCGAUGCAGAGAACACAGAUGUGUGAAGAUGCAAAACAAAAUUAUGCACAUUCACUUCAGGCUGCAAAUCAACAGCAGCAUCAGCAUUAUAACCAUUUGUUACCACAGAUUUUGGAACGCUUAAGGACUGUAGAUGAAGAAAGGAUAAAUGAAACUAAAUUACUGAUGUUACAAAGUAUUGAAGCAGAAACUAAAGUGAUGACUAUAAUCCAACGAUGCUACGAAGAUAUGAACAAUGCUGCUCUGUCAAUUUCACCAGUAAAUGAUACUGCCAUUGUUGUCGAACAAUAUCGAUCAGGUUAUGCUCAUCCUCAACCGUUUCCAUUUGAGGACUUCGGAUCACCAUCAGCAGUUGUUAAUGGUGAGGGUUCAAGUGGUAUGGACACAAUAAAAAAACCAACAAAAAACGGGUCGAUGGUUCGAAUUAAUCGGAAACCGAGUAUGGGACUUUUUCGAAGCAGCAAUCAAACAAGAAAGGAUGGUACUAGUGAUUUUCGCUCAUUUCCUCCACAACAAAGAUGUCGCAGAUUGCAGCAAGAAAUUGAAACUAUUGAAAAGGAGAUUGCCAAAAAUCAACAAAGUCGUGAGGGUGCUGCAAAAAUGUUACAAGUUUAUAAGGACAAUCCAAAAUUGGGGAAUGCCAAUGAUGUUGAUUCGGAAAUUGCAGUAUAUACAAAGAAAUAUGAAGUUCUUAACCAGCAGCUAACGAAAUAUAAGAUAAUGUUAUCCGAAGCUCAAGCUGAAUUAAAUAUUCCGAUAUCAGUUAUCGGGUAUGUUCAUAGUCCGGUCGCGAUAUCUGAACCACCUGCUAGACCGCCUCCUCCAAAUCACUCAGGAUUUAGCACACCUUCUCAAUUAUCUCCACGUCAAAUAUCUACACCGAAUACUCGAAUAAGCAAUCAUCGUUCAUCAUAUUCGGAAGAAUCUGUUUCAUCUGAUGGUUCAGUUGCUAUCAGUGCUAAUCAAAAAGUGGCAUCUCCUCAGAGCACUAAUAAAACAGCAACAAUAAUUGAAAAGUCAGAAGUAUACGAAGAAUGUGAUAUGCCAGCGUUAGGUACUUGCAUGGCACUGUAUGCCUUCGAGGGUGGUAGUGAAGGGACAAUGGCUAUGGAAGAAGGCGAGGAGAUGAUUUUAUUGGAACGAGAUGAAGGAGAUGGUUGGACUCGAGUUAGGCAUGUUUCCUCAGCACGUGAAGGUUUUGUUCCUACUUCUUACUUACAGUGUAGGUGGUAUCCUGAUUAA